AUGGCGGACGUUGUCAUUGUGGGAUGGUUGUUCACAUUUUUAUUGAUAAAUACUUGCCAUGGUCUGGUGGACCCGGAUGACGACUCCACAAGGAGCUUCGGAUCCAUGCAGCUCCUUGAGGACCCGAAGUCUGUUCACAUUUUCAGAUAUAAAUGCCAUCAAUGCGAGUCGCCAUACUGCGACACACCCCAAGAAUGCUCCGAGGCGCUGUUCUGCUUCAAGUCGUCGGUGCGGGACUCCGACGGGUCCCUGCGGCACUCGCGGGGCUGCAGCGCGGGCCACGACCACGCGCAGUUCACCUGCCAUCACAGGCCUGAUCAGAGCGUACGCAAACGCCACGCGGGCCAACUCAACGUGACGUGCUGCAAGGGCGACCUCUGCAACACCGGAGACUUCCCACCCCUCGCUCCUCAGGACACCGCUGUGGAACCUCUGCCUGAUCAUUCAUGGAAGCUCUGGGCCGGGGUGCUGGCAGCUGUUUUGACGGUUACAGCAGCCAUUGUCGCUGUAGUGUUAUUGAGAAGGAGUCAUAGACUGCGCGUGUCCCGCGCGGCGCUGCACAAACUCGGUCCGGAUUCCAACUACUUCUCCAGCAAUGUGUACAGCCCGCAAGUCACCAGCGCUUAUUAUGAAGGUGUAGACGGGUCUCAGAAUGGGGUCCGAGCGACGCUGGCGGGCGACUCCACACUGCGGGAGUACCUGCAGGGCUCCAUGAGCUCGGGCUCCGGCUCCGGCCUGCCGCUGAUGGUCCAACGGACCCUCAGCAAGCAGGUGUCUCUGCUGGAGUGUGUUGGGAUGGGCCGCUACGGUAAAGUGUGGCGAGGCCUGUGGUAUGCCGACAGCGUGGCCGUCAAGAUAUUCUUCUCGAGGGACGAGGCCUCCUGGCAGAGGGAGACGGAGAUAUACAGCACCGUCCUGCUCAGACACACGAAUAUACUGGCGUAUAUAGGGAGCGAUAUGACCAGCAGAAAUAGUUGUACACAGUUAUGGCUGAUAACCCACUACCACCCUCUGGGCUCGCUGUACGAGCAUCUACAGAGGUCCACGUUGACGAGGCACCAGAUGAUGCUGAUAUGUCUGUCCACUGUCAACGGACUGCUGCACCUACACACAGACAUACAUGGCACACAGGGCAAACCGGCCAUUGCUCACCGGGACAUCAAAUCCAAGAACAUCCUCGUGAAAGUGAACGGCGAGUGUUGCAUCGCGGACUUCGGCCUCGCCGUCACCGCCGCGCACGUGGCCAGGCAGGAGCCCAGCGCGAGGCAGGGCACCGUGCGGUACAUGACCCCCGAGGCCCUAGACCAGAGCAUGAACCUCCAAUGCUUCGAGUCGUACCGCAAAUGCGACAUAUACGCGCUCGCCCUGGUUCUGUGGGAAGUAUGUCGCCGAGUCAGCCCGGCGCGAGAGGCCAGGGUACCGUUCUAUGAGCAUGCUCCGAGCGAUCCAUCGGUGGAACUCAUGAGGAAGAUCGUCUGUGUGGACGGGGCAAGGCCGGAGCUCCCUGACACGUUUACACACCCGACGAUGGCGGGCAUGGCACGCCUCAUGCGCGAAUGUUGGCACGCCAACGCCUCCGUGCGUCUACCGGCGCUGCGCAUCAAGAAAACUCUUCUCAAGCUGGCCGCCAACGACAACUCGAUGCACCUGGACGAGGACAGCGAGGUGUUCGUGUGAAGCGAGGCAGGUAGUCCUUAUGAUAAUAAUAGUAAAGUUACUUUUAUAAGCAACGCAGACUACAUAUUUGAAUCGGCGACAAAUAAAAAUAUGUAUGUACAUAAGUACUACAUUUAUAAGAAGAUAUACUGCAAAACGUAAUUCAAGGCCAAAAAAAGUAAAACAAUGUUGCCACUGCAAUAAUUUGUUUGUAAAAUAGCAAAUAGCUUUUGAUAAAUAAUCAUGCAUCAGCAGUGGUGGCCGGGCCGAGUGGAUAUGACGCCCGACUUUCAAUCCGGAGGUCGCGGGUUCAAAUCCCGGCUCGUAACAAAGAGUUUUUCGGAAUUUAUGUACGAAAUAUCAUUUGAUAUUUACCACUUGCUUUUCGGUGAAGGAAAACAUCGUGAGGAAACCUGCAUACAUCUGCGAAGAAAUUCAAAGGUGUAUGUGAAGUCCCCAAUCCGCAUUGGGCUAGCGUGGGGACUAUAGCCCAAGCCCUCUCGCGCAUGAGAGGAGGCCUGUGCUCAGCAGUGGGACGUAUGUAGGCUGAAAUUAUGAAAAUGAUGAUGAAAUAAUCACGCUAAGAUAAUUUAUUCAUUUGUAAUUUUACUCGUACUAUUUAAAAAAGUACUUUUAUUUACUUAUUUUUACAUAAAUACGAGACGCGCUGGUAAAAAGUGGCAACAUUUCUUACUUUUUUUUGGUCUUGAAUUACGUUUUGCAGUUUAGAAGAUUCCUAAAAUACCUGCGAUCCGCUGGGUGUUUUUUAGGUUGCCCGCCAGAUUAUCCUGGUAUAAGGUGCAUAAUCAUGCUAUCCAAAUGUCACCUUUAGGCUGCGUUUCGAACAAAGAUGUCCGUUAAGCAAAUUUAUCUUGCGGCCCAGGUCUACAAGGCAAAACCGUCUUUGUGACCCUAAUAAAAACGUUGAGUAUCGCUGUCUGAAGCCUUAUAUUAGUUAUGAUCGACAUCAAGACUCGGUUUAUUCGAGUGUUUUUCAAAGGAAUGUAAUUUAUGAAAAAUAUUAAUGACAGCUGUUUUUUUACACUAAUAUUUUCGCGCUUUAACUACGACAUAAGCUAUAUUACUUAUUAGUUUUAUAAAUUCGUAAGUACAGAUGUACAUAGUUCAUAAUUAUUUUCAAUCGUUUUUCCACGGAAACAGUACAAACGUGUCUUGCUAUUUCAGUCAGUCUCGAUACAAAAAGUACUGAGGUUGACUGAAACAGCAUGACAAAUACGAACGUUUCCGAGAAAAUACGAUGGAAUACAAUUAUGCGCUACUUCUGUACGUUAAAAGUACGUCAAAUUAUACGUAAACCUGUUAAAAUUUAGCACAUUACAGAUUUUAAAUAAGUGCCUAUACAUGCCUGAUAGCAAAAUUGAAACUUGAAAAUGUUAUAAUUUGGUUUGCUAUGAGUACAAUGUAUUUUUUUGUAUGAAAAAAGCUUUACUUAAUAAUUGUUAUUUACUAAAAAUGCUUCCUAUUUAUGGCAUAUACAAUUUACUCUAAUUUAAGUUUUUAAUAUCAUUUGCUAUUUGAUAUAUGAGCGGCCAAGAUACUCAAAUAUGUAUAUCUAAACAUACACUCGAAGACCUAGAUAAUAGAGAUAUUUUCAUAUAUUAUUGACUAUCUUGGGCGCACAAAUAUAUCUGACAGUAAAAUGUACUUUUAGCUGCUUUCUACGCCAUAUAUCUAAUCAUAUAAUAAGUUUUGUUUUAUAUGUUUUAGUUACUGUACUUUAUUAACAUUAUCUUAAUUGUUCAUUCAGUUUGACCGGUGACAGGAAUUAUAUUAAAAUACAUGAUAUAAGAACUGUGUAUCACACGCCAACAUCUUUGUUUAACGAGUAUCACGACAUAUUAUGAAUACGGCUCAACUAAGCAUUUUUGCUUCAUACCGGGAAAACUAAAAGCUGAAAAUUAGCUGAAGUGAAUAAUAUAUAUUAUGGUAAUUCAGUAUGUUUCACAAAACAUAUUAAUUAAGUACAGAAUAUAAAAAUAAUAAAGUUGUCAAUAGAAUUGGUCAAAAACGUAAAUAAAUAAACGUAAUACUCGCAAUACAUAUACGUAAAUUUAAAAUCGAACGUUAACUAAACAUGAAUGUAAAAUUCAUCAA
Messenger RNA from Cydia fagiglandana, 3771 nucleotides. It is a transcript of the gene sax, whose product is annotated as activin receptor type-1. Gene Ontology annotation, biological process: cellular response to growth factor stimulus; cell surface receptor protein serine/threonine kinase signaling pathway; protein phosphorylation. Gene Ontology annotation, molecular function: transmembrane receptor protein serine/threonine kinase activity; ATP binding; toxin activity. The transcript is spliced from 11 exons. The coding region runs from base 1 to 1677 and encodes 558 amino acids. Lineage: Eukaryota; Metazoa; Arthropoda; Insecta; Lepidoptera; Tortricidae. The record is from RefSeq and is a predicted model, not a curated record. Gene Ontology annotation, cellular component: BMP receptor complex; plasma membrane; extracellular region.